Spirodela intermedia is the source of this 3765-nucleotide messenger RNA. Lineage: Eukaryota; Viridiplantae; Streptophyta; Magnoliopsida; Alismatales; Araceae. The record is from the annotation of a GenBank genome assembly.
AUGAGCUUCGCAGAUCUAGAGUCCGGGCGGCCGCUGGUGGCGGGAGGGAGGAGGGAGCUGAUCAACGGGAAGAAUGACCCGGCGCGGGCCGUGGCUGCCGGCGUCUUCCAGAUCAACACCGCUGUCUCCACCUUCCAGCGGCUCGUGAACACGCUCGGGACCCCCAAAGACACACCAGAGCUCCGGGAGAAAUUGUGAGAGACGCGUCCUCAUCUGUUGUUUUGCUCUUCCCAUUUUUUCCGCGUUUUUAUGUUUUUUGUCCGUUUUGUGUUUUUCUCGUCGAAUUCCCGGUUCUGUCUUAACCUUACAAUUCCCGGUUCUGGGUCUAAAAAUCUUGAGUACUUCGUUAACUAUUUUCCCCUAGGCUUGAAACCCUUUUUGUGAUUCUCAUCAUUUGAAGACGGGAGAUUAGUUUUCUGGCGUAUUUAGCGUGGCAAAUAGGACUGGGAAAGAAACGCCAUUAUGCUUUAAUCCAUUUGGCUCUUCACUACAGGUCUGACUUUUUAUUGUUAUUUUUAUGCUCGUUAAGUACCUGGUGGAUCUUCAUCAAUCACCUGGCUAACUACAUAUUCUCUUUGGAAGGAUGGCUGCCCGAUUAACAUUAAUUAUGGCUGAACGUAUCUGCUUAUUUUCUCCAUUAACUUCAGCUGAAUUAUCCUUGACCUUUGUAAGACAAGUCCCUUCAGGAUAGAGCCAAUGAUUCCUAUGAAAAAAAAUCUUGGAGGAAUAUGCUAGAGCAAAUAUCAGUACAUAUAUCAAUGCCUUGUCAUAAUCCUGAAGCUCUGUUAUGAAAGAAUCUAAUGCACAUGGAAAUCAUCCUGGAAUUUUUCUUUUUCGACCAUCUACCAGUUUGCUACCGUCCAUUCUGAAUUAAGCUUUCUGUCUUUGGGAGAGUAGAUUAUUCCAUUUCACCUAAGUUUUAAUGCAUAUUUCUAAUUUCCGGUAAAAAAAAGUAUGGUAUAUUUUGCAAAAGUUCUUUUCAGCGAUUUUUGUCAAGGAAAUGAUAUUUGCUUAAAAAAAUGAAGCUGAUGAGUUGUCUUGAUUGCAGGCAUAAGACAAGAUUACAUAUUGGACAAUUGGUGAAGGAUACAUCGGCUAAACUUAAGCAAGCCAGUGAAACAGAUCAUAAUGCUGAAGUUAGUGUAAGUGCACCAUUAUAGUUGUCCUCUUGGCUAUCAUAUCAACUAUCUGCCGUGGAAAAUAAUUUGAACUAAAAGAGUUACAUGAUAAUGAAUUUUAGUCGAAUCGCUGGAACAAUUGUACGCUUGUCAGAGAAAAAAACUUGGAAAUCAUUGUGUUAUUGAUUAGUUUAGGGAUUAAUCCCUAGGUUUAAAUUAUUCGUGUACAGAAAUGACUGCUUUGUGGUAGUUUUUCUGUGGUAAUGUAAUUUAAUGCAAGUUCGUUCAAUGAUGGUGAGAGCUAGAGGCAUGCGACUGUUCCCAUUUCUGCAUAAAAUAUUAUUAGGAUCAUGAGGAUGAUUCUCAUACUUUCAGGGACAUUUUGAAUGUACUGCUUCCAUUCUAACGCGUUUAAAAAAGCAUUUUAUAUUGGAAAUAACUAGUUUUCUGCUAUGUUUUUCAACAGAAAAUGCGUGUGAAUAUUUAUUGUUAAAUGAAAGUUCGAUUGAUGAUUUUUGUCAAUCGUAACAUGUCCUGAAGGCCUUACAUAGUGGAUAAUACAUUCGUUUACUGUCUAACAGAGUUUAAUGAAUAUGGACAUGAUAUUGAUAACCUUAGAUGUUUUGUGUAUCUGAUAAAAAUGGCAGCUCUUGGUCCUGCGGUGCUUUCAAGUUUUUGAGAAUAUGAACAGGAUAUUCAUUGCAUUUUAAUGGUUGCAUCACAAUAUCCCAAACCCCCUCUAUUAACAUAAGUCUUUUGAAAACUACAGUAUAUGCACUUAGAUGACCUUACUGUAUAUCAGUUGUUUAGAUGGCACAGUAAAUUGAGCUGGCUUGGGCUAGUUUAGAUGACUCUGCUUUUUGUUAACCAUUCAUUAGAGAUAUUUCAUCUCUUUAUGCUUCCUGGUGGGAAACAUUUACCAAAAAUCUGAUUUUUGCUGCCCACCAAGGAAUUCCUGUUCUUAAUUAAACUUUGUAUAUAUUCGUCAAUUAGUCACAGCAGCCGAUCGUCGGGAAAGACCAUCAAUCUCGUAUUGUCUGCCUUUUAAGUGUUGACAAAGUGAGUGCACACGUGAAAAAUGAGGGAAAUUUAUGAAUAUCGGAAGAGAGAAAAAAAUAAUCCCUGUGCAGAUAUAUGUCCCCAUGUUGAGUAAAAUUGUAUGCAAUGGUUCUUGCAAGAAGCCUGUAAAUCUUUGUAUAUUCUGUCUGUAUGAAUUUCUAUAGCCUUGCUGCUCCACAUUUGUACAGCUUUUUAAUUAUUGAGGGAAUUACUCUGUCAGAAAAGUGAGGGCUGGUUUACUGGGUUUAUAGCUUUAGCGCCCUCGUUUUUUACGACACUGCAUGAUGAAUAUGUCUACGAUUGGCUUGUGUUCCAUCAUAUAUGGUGUUACUGAAGCUUGUUCAGAUGUUGAUCUUGGACUUCAGGCCAGCAAGAAGAUUGCUGAUGCGAAGCUCGCUAAAGAUUUUCAAGCAGUUUUGAAAGAGUUUCAGAAGGCUCAACGACUUGCAGCUGAGAGGGAAACAGCAUAUGCGCCCUUUGUUCCCCAGACAGUGCUGCCAUCGAGGUAGCUUUCUUUUGAGCAACUCUGAUUUGCUUUGUCAGAUCUGGAACUUCUGUCUACUGGAUGUCGUUCAUAGUUCCCCUUCAAAAAAAAAUGUAAGAUAAGGAAAAAAGUGAUCUUUAUAUGCAGCUACACUGCCAGUGAGAUCGAUGUAGGUUCGGAUAGAACACCUGAACAGCGUGCUCUCCUUGUGGAAUCCAGAAGGUGAGGCGUGUUUUUUUAUAUAUUUUAUGUUCAUAUUUCGCUCUGAACUUGCAUUGUUUCCAUUACAACCCAAGAACAUAAUCAAAUAGAGCGUAGGAUUUGUAUGUUUUUACGUUCAUAUGGUGUUCUGAACUCUGAAACCUCGCUCUCUUUUUCUUAUUUUUUCCCAUAAUUUGGUUUGAUUCUAGGCAAGAGCUGCUGCUGCUGGACAAUGAGAUCGUCUUCAACGAGGCCAUAAUCGAAGAGAGGGAGCAGGGGAUUCAGGAGAUCCAGCAGCAGAUUGGUGAGGUUAAUGAGAUCUUCAAGGACCUUGCUGUUCUGGUCAACGACCAGGGAACCUUGAUCGGUGAGCUUAAGACUUCCGUCCCCCCAUGAAACUCCUCUCUGGCUUCCUGCUUUUCAUGGCUGACUUUCUAAACUACUUGGGAUCUCUCAGAUGAUAUCGAGUCCAAUAUCGAGAGCACCAACGCCGCCACCACGCAGGCCAAGUCCCACCUGGCCAGAGCUUCCAAGACCCAGAGGUCCAAUUCGUCUCUGGUAACUCUCUCUCUCUCUCUCUCUCUCUCUGUAUAUAUAUAUAUAUAUAUAUAUAUAUAUCUAUCUUUGAUAACCCACUGAAUAAUCAAUUACCCCCCCUCUAUUUUUUGAGAAUUUAGAAUCAAAUUCGACAAGGAAAAAAUAACCCCUUUUUAGGACUUGUUCACAUUUUUCAUCUCCUCUCUCUACCCACCUACCCACCUACCUCUCUCUCUAAUAUCUAUGUAUAUAUAUUAUUGUAUCGGAUCUAAAGUUGCCUGUUGAUGUUGAUUGAAUCAGACGUGCAUGCUGCUGGUGAUCUUUGGAGUGAUCCUGCUCAUAGUGAUAAUAGUGAUAGCUGCUUGA